GAAAAAGCUAACAAAAUUUGAUAGCAGGCCACAGAACCGCAGACGCUGGUUUUGCAAAUGGACAAAGGUGGGUCCUUUCCUCUUUGUCCUUUAUAACCCAAAAUCCCUGCCUUUUCUCUCGCCUUCUUUUCGCAUUGCUUUCAGUGUCUCAACCCGAUUCACCCAGCUUCAUCCCUCUCUCUGCGGCUUUUCAGCAAACAGGAGCAAUGAUUCGGCUAAUUAGAGAAAAGGAGAAGCAGAAAGAACUUGCUGAAAAUGCCAGUAAGGGGUUACCCACCAGGAAACAAAGUGCAGGAGAAUUGCGCCUUCAUAAAGAUAUUUCUGAGUUGAAUCUACCUAAAUCUUGUAGCAUAUCAUUUCCCAAUGGGAAGGAUGACCUUAUGAAUUUUGAGGUUUCAAUUCGACCUGACGAAGGAUAUUAUCAAGGUGGUACAUUUUUGUUUUCUUUCCAUGUUUCUUCUAUCUAUCCACAUGAACCACCAAAAGUUAAAUGCAAGACCAAGGUCUACCAUCCAAAUAUUGAUCUAGAAGGAAAUGUAUGCCUUAACAUCUUGCGGGAAGAUUGGAAACCUGUCCUCAACAUAAAUACCAUCAUAUAUGGAUUAUAUCAUCUUUUCACUGAACCGAAUUAUGAGGAUCCGCUGAAUCAUGAUGCUGCUGCUGUGUUGAGAGAUAACCCUAAGAUGUUUGAAUCUAAUGUGAGAAGAGCUAUGGCUGGUGGGUAUGUGGGGCAAACCUUUUUCACAAGGUGCAUCUAGCUCUUGCUUAGGUAACAUCAAGUAGCAUGCUCUUGGUGCUUGAAUACAUGAGGGUUGUAUAAUUUAUUGACGAUAUGUUCUGCAAGCUUAUCUGAUAGUCUGUGGGUAGAGAGUGAGGGAAUUAAUUUCUAAGACCUUGACAACUGAAAUGCAAAUCUAAGUGUAAUCCCAUUUGUAGAUGAAGAUUCUCAGUCUCUCUCUGAACAAAGUCUCAGGGAUUAUGAUUGUUAUUUCCAACUGCUGUAAUUAGGUUUAGAAUGAACAUUUCUAUUCAUGUGAAUAGAUGUUAAACUGCAUAUCAUAUAGCCUAAGAGCAAUUAAAUGGAGAUUUGGUGGAAAUUAAGUUGGCCGAGUUUGGUGCUUAGAGGUUGUUUAGAUGAUUUGCAUAAUGGUUCAUUAAUAUUGGAUA
Carica papaya (papaya) is the source of this 1167-nucleotide messenger RNA. It is a transcript of the gene RCE1, whose product is annotated as RUB1 conjugating enzyme 1. NCBI's taxonomy places the organism in Eukaryota, Viridiplantae, Streptophyta, Magnoliopsida, Brassicales, Caricaceae. The record is from RefSeq and is a predicted model, not a curated record.